AUGGAUCUGCUCAUCCGACCUGAAAGUAAAGGAAUUCAUUAUGAGGGUUAUGAUAACGAAUUCAUUCAAUGCGUUUUUGAAGAUGCCGAUAUUUCCGGCCGCAAUGAAAGAUACGAAUUUCGAUGCCGGCCAGAUUUAGAAUGUUGUGGGCGAUUAUGUUCAUUUUAUUUAGCAAUAUUUCACUCUUUGCUUCCUUUUUUUAAAAAAUUCACAAGAAAAUUUUUGAAACUUUUAAAUGGUAUAAAAAAUAAGUAA
Messenger RNA from Dracunculus medinensis (Guinea worm), 255 nucleotides. Lineage: Eukaryota; Metazoa; Nematoda; Chromadorea; Rhabditida; Dracunculidae. The record is from the annotation of a GenBank genome assembly.